AUGUCCCCGCGAGAUGCCCCUGAUGUGAGGUUUAACGCGGAUCAGGACGGGCGCGGCGACACAGCUUUGACCGCAGCUCUCAAUCCGCUUCCUGGCCGACACCUGAUGUACGAGGGCACCGCAGCGGAACUGGUCAAAGGAGCUCGACAGCUGGACUUUGGCGCCGACGAUUUGGCGCCGGCAGCGCCUGUCCCAGCUCAAGGGGGAGAAUUUCAGGAGGGCGACAUCCUCGACGCCCCACCGCGUUUGCUGGAUCUGAAUUUAAAUUCUGUACAUCAAGCUGAAAAUCGAGCUGAAGAGAUUCCUCUUCAUAAGGACGAGGACGAGGGCGCUCCCUCCCGGGGGGUGGCGGGAGCCCUGGAGCUGGCGGCCCACCGGCUGACCACCGCCUUCGGUGCCGCAGCGGCGGCGGAGCCGAUACCGCCCCCCGCAUCCUCGUCUUUCCCGCCCACGCCUCCGCCUGCUGGUCCCACUGGCGGUGGUUUGCUGACUCAGACGGCGAGUGGGGGGCUGGCCAAGGUACCCAGUGCCGGUCUGGACCUCAGACCGCAUACGGGCCAAGCGGGGGGCGCCCAGAGGCUUCUGGCGGCGGCGAUGGCGUCCGUGGGCAGUCUGGCUCGGGCUCGGGCUCGGGCUCGGGCUAGAGCAGCUGGAAGCGGUGGAGGUGGCGGUGCUGAGGGCGGUGAGGGCGAUGAGGGCGAGGCAGCCCUGGUGUCCGCCGCCACUGCAUUGGAGCGCGCAAUGGAGGAGAUUGGGGCGGCAGCGGCAGACGUGGCGCGAACGGAACUGCCAGAGCAGGAGGGCCCUGGAAUGUACGGCACGGGUGAGGACAAGUUUCCCGCUGCGUUCCCCAGCAAGGUGACCCCCCGGGAGGCUACCGCAGCGGCACGAGACCCCGCCGCUAUGGCGGCGGUGUACGGAAACGUCCAGCGUUCGUACGCCGCAGCCCUGCAGGCAUCACCGGAGGCGGCGGCGGCCAUCGGCGCUCACGAGAAUAUUCGCAAAGAGGACCAGUACGAUGGUGGCGGCGACGGCGAGAGUGCGGACGGCGGCGCCGCCGCGGAAUGUACUGUUGACAUUCCGUACGCUGACGUCAAUGAACGGGUGCCGCCGGGGUAUCAGCUGCUACUGAACGCCACGUCAGCUGUCAUCGCUCCCCUAGGGACACCACAACCAGAUGAUGCGGACGUCGCCGCCGCUGACGACGACGGCGGCCGGGUUGGCUCACCUGGCGCUUACGUGUACGACAAGCCGGGCGCGCCGCCGCCGGGCUCCAUGCGAGCGGCCGCCGUGUCGUGCUUCGCCGGUGCCGCUGACUGGGCGUGGGAUGACCCCGACGUGGAUGCGCCGCCGGCGCCAGCUGACGGCGGCCUGGUGCCGGACUCCGCCACUGCGAUACACGACGCCGAGGUCGCCGCCGCGGCCGCGGCCAUGCCGUCCGUCAUUCGCGACGCUGACGACCCCGCGACGUCACCGCCAGGACCCGCUGCUGCUGCUACGUACGACAACCACGCGGUGUCGUCUCCGCGGGGCGGCGGCCCCCGCAGCUGCGGCAAGUGUGUUAUCGGCGCGGCGGCUGACGUGGAUCAUGCCGCCGCCGCCGCCGCCGCCGCCGCUGCGAAGCUGCCGCCUGUUCCUGCCGAUUUGGACGAGGCGGCGCGUGAGGUGCUGGGGCCACACGGCUUGGAGCGUGCGGCGGAGGAGACGGCGGCGGCGGUGGCCACCAUCGCGCCGCCGCGGUACGUGACGCCCUUCCCCCCCCGCUUGCUCGACAUGCUACGGGAGCCCAGCGCCCGUGACCUGGCUGGGGUGUGA
Messenger RNA from Volvox carteri f. nagariensis, 1815 nucleotides. RefSeq lists its product as uncharacterized. Lineage: Eukaryota; Viridiplantae; Chlorophyta; Chlorophyceae; Chlamydomonadales; Volvocaceae. The transcript has 5 exons. The coding region runs from base 1 to 1815 and encodes 604 amino acids. The record is from RefSeq and is a predicted model, not a curated record.